Molecule: messenger RNA, 1140 nt
Organism: Lachancea lanzarotensis
Lineage: Eukaryota; Fungi; Ascomycota; Saccharomycetes; Saccharomycetales; Saccharomycetaceae
Gene: ELO3
Product: LALA0S01e11122g1_1
Exons: 1
Coding region: 1-1140 (379 amino acids)
Biological process (GO): fatty acid elongation, saturated fatty acid; fatty acid elongation, polyunsaturated fatty acid; sphingolipid biosynthetic process
Cellular component (GO): endoplasmic reticulum membrane
Molecular function (GO): fatty acid elongase activity
Source: RefSeq, a predicted model, not a curated record
AUGGAACAACUAAAGACGCAGAUCCAGCCUUUAGCGCAGCAGCUAAAGGCCCAAAUUGAACCGUAUGCGGAACAGAUCCGGACUCAAAUUGGACCGUAUGCGGACCAGUUGAAGACGCAGAUCCAACCAUACGCAGAACAGGUUUUGAAGAAGACAGAAGCGUACUCGUGGAUCAAUUUGCACGUUCCAUCCGUGGCGCAUCCUUUCGGUUUGGAGCUGUGGCCCAUUUUCAGCAAGGCGUUCGAAAAGUACGCUGGAUACCCUGCGGAGGAUUUUGAUUUUAUCUACAACAAGACGUUCAUGGCCAACGGGUACCAGGCCAUCGGCGUGAUUAUCGUUUACUACAUUGUUAUUUUUGGUGGACAGGCUAUUCUACGUGCAUCCAACGCGUCCGCUGUGAAACUGAGCUUUUUGUUUCAGCUUCACAACUUGGUUUUGACUUCCGUGUCGUUGGUCCUAUUGCUGUUGCUGGUCGAGCAAUUGGUGCCCAUGGUUGCGGAACACGGCUUGUUCUGGUCCAUCUGCUCCAAGGAUGCGUUUGCGCCUAAACUGGUGACUUUGUAUUACCUGAACUACUUGACCAAAUACGUGGAACUGAUCGAUACCGUGUUUUUGAUCUUGAAGCGCAAAAAGCUCUUGUUUCUCCACACUUAUCACCACGGUGCCACCGCUUUGUUGUGCUACACCCAAUUGACCGGUAGAACCUCUGUUGAAUGGGUUCCAAUCAGUUUGAACUUGGGCGUCCACGUGGUCAUGUACUGGUACUACUUCCUAAGUGCUCGUGGCAUCAGAGUGUGGUGGAAAGAGUGGGUUACAAGAUUCCAAAUCACUCAAUUUCUGAUCGAUUUGGUUUUUGUGUAUUUCGCCACUUACACUUUUUACGCCCACAAGUACUUCGACAGUAUUUUGCCCAACAAGGGCACCUGUUACGGCACCCAGGACGCUGCUGCCUACGGAUACUUGAUCCUUACUUCUUACUUGGUGCUUUUCAUCUCAUUCUACAUUCAGAGCUACCGUAGAGGUGCUUCCAAGAAGAAUGCCGCUGUUCGCGCCGCUGCUCAAGUCGCCGAGCAGGCCACUACCGCUGCUACCACCGGAAACAACGUCCAUGCCACCAAGGCGACUUCCAGAAAGGCUUAA